CCACAAUUCAUCCGACUUUUACUGAGUCAGAGUAGGGGUCUAUCUGGCUCAGAAUUUUCUAUAUCCUGACUGCAGUUUCAGAGAGGGGAAGUAUCCAGCUUGCGGUAUCUGUAACAUUAUAAAGCUGGGCAGGAGACAGCAGGUUAUUAUCUUAAAGCCCAGACAAGUAUGUAUCACCAUGAUAUGAUAUGAUAUGAUAUGAUAUAAUAUGUUAUGAUAGGAUAUGAUAGGAUAUGAUAUGAUGAUAUGAUACGAUACAAUAUGAGAAUAGAGUAGUUCACACUGGAUUGCCCUGGUUUGGAUUGGAUUGUGUGUUUCUUUAAAGAGGGGGCACAGACAAAGCUGAAAGAGGUGGAGCCAAUAAUUAAAUAAGGGAUCAGCCCAAUCCAUAUCAACACACACACACACACCCCCGCCCACAGUACAGUGGUACCUCAGGUUACAGAAGCUUCAGGUGACAGACUCUGCUCAGGUUAAGAACUUUGCUUCAGAAUGAGAACAGAAAUCACAUGGCCGGCAGCAGGAGGCCCCAUUAGCUAAAGUGGUACCUCAGGUUAAGAACAGUUUCAGGUUAAGAAUGGACCUCCAGAAUGAAUUAAGUUCUUAACACCAAGGUACCACUGUACUCAGUGCCUCAGAUAUCACCAGCUGGUCAGACCAGUUUGGGACUAGUCUGAGUGGUGGGUACCUAACAGAAACCCCUUCCACAAUUCAGACUUGGCAGUCAGUUUAGGCUCCGCAUUAAGCUGAAGAAAUCUAUUUGCUGAGUCAUUUGGAGAUAUAAACAUUCUUGGCCCUCUGUCAAGUCCCCCCGUGCAGCCUCACAUCUAAGCACCUCAUGCAGUUCAGCUGAAGAAAUGGAGGCUGUUUAGGUCAGGCUUUGCCAGUGUGGUGCCUGCAGGUGACAGUGUGCCCUCCAGAACCUCCUAGGGUGUCUGCAAAAGCAGUGGCAGACUUUGGUCUCUCGGACUUUAGUGGUGUCCUGUGCAACACUAAAAUUUGGCAUCCCUCUCCGCCUCUCACACCAUUCUAAAUCACUGCUGUGCUGCCCUAAAACUGCCUCUGGCGAAAAGCCUCCCUAAACAUCCCAGGGCACUCCCACACUAGCAGCAACCCCUAAAGAACCUCCAGAUCCCGCAGUUCCAGCCACAGCACUGAAGGUUCCCAUGGUGGCUGCUUCAGCUUCUCGGUGGAGCUUGGGCCAGCUGCUCCCCCCCCCCCAUUAAUUCCAGGACUAGUGAUGGAUGAUGUUCAUUGGGAUUGGUAGGGUGGAAGGCAGGGAGCCCAACAGUAGGUGGCUCCACAGCCAGUGACAGGCAGAACAAACUAAUUCUAGCUUUGCCCCAAUCCUCCUCCCUGCUGAGUUCUACAAGGGCAACCUGAGACUUAAGGAGGAGAAAGCUGGCAAACAGGGCUGCCCCUUGGACUGGUUGCAGGUAAGAAAGGAAAGCAGGUGGGGGCUGGUUGAGGGCACCCUGAGGUUGGUGGGGCAGUGCCCCAUUUGCCCUAAUGGAGUGGCCACCAGGGCCAGGGUAAUUGAGCCAACUGCACAAGACUGCUCUGGAGGUGAAGGAAGCUUGUGUAGGCACGUGCCAGAGUUGGGGCCUUCCUGAGAGCCAGAAAGGGGCAGAGUUUUCACCUGUUAUAUAGGCUUUCAGUGUGAGCCAGGCUAGUGCGGAGACAUCAGCUCCUGUAGGGUGUGCUCCAGAACGUGGUAAUGGAUGCACCUGAAUUUAUGUGAAGCAAACUUGGAAGUGGUGUCUUCCUGUGAAGGGGCUUAUUGAAGAAGGAUGAGUUAUGAGCUGCUGAAUGUGGGUCAUCGUCCGUCCCCUGUCCCCCCGUCCCCCGUUCAUAUAUUUUGGCUGGGAGGACUUGAAAGCUCUCUUACCUCUAGACAUGGCUGCCCUAAAGGCUGUUGCCUAAAGUUUUGAAAAAGUUUUCCCAUCCAUGAUAUAAACCAAUGCAGCCUGAAGGUGAGUCCCCAUGAGGUCUUACAUCCAGGCUACUUUACCAGGGUGCUAGCCUUUACUAGGCUGACGUAGCCUGGGACCCCAAUUGUCAUGAGUGUUUCUGAGUAACAGAUUCAGAGGAAAUCAAAAGAAGGGUGUGUGACUUUUCAUGGUGGCUGAGUGGGAUAUUAUCAAUAGCUUUGUCCUCUGUGAUUUUGCCUAAUUUUUGAUGCCAUCUGAGUUGGUGGUGAUUGCUACUUCUUCUUAAAUUAAAUCAAGAAGACUUUACCCAGGGAUGACUUGGGGAAGUAAUAAAUGGGAGUAACUGACGGACAAUUGAACUGAUUCUGAGGAGGAUCUUUUUGAUGUUCGUGGGGGUGUAAUCAAAUUGAAGUGGAACUGGUUUGGAAGGUGACCGAAGGUUGGAUGCAAAUUAGCUGAAGAACUUUUCUGAUAGGUGAAGAGAUCCGACAGUCAAAUAACUUACCUUUGAUGCUUUGGAUGGAAUUGACUGGCUUCCUGUGACAUUUAAACCCCACAUUUGCAGCUGUACUUUCUAACUUUGCAAAUGGCCCAUAAACAGGUGUCUGUUCUCCGAAUAUUCUGGGUGCCUAGUAAAGUCCCUGGCAGCCUUAGUGUUAAUAUGCUCAUGAGUAGUCCUCCGAGUGAUUUGCAAACUUUCCCUCGCAUACAACCCCUGCCUGAAAUGAGCAGCUGAUGGGACCUUGCUGGAAGCCUUUGCUGAACGGGAGCUUCGUCCCUUGCAAUGUGUCCUCUGAUCAGGAGAAGCAAAAAGUCUCUACAGAUAAAGCAUAUUGGGUUUCACGUCAACAGCCCGCACCCCCUACUUUUGUUAACCAGCAACAGCCAGGCCAAAAUAAUUAAUCAGCUGGGAGAGUUUUUUUCCUAGGAUCAGAACCCCAGGCGCAGCUUCCCCUCCGAAACGCGUGUGGCGUGUUAAAGGCGCGAGGACAAACCCGGGGAAAAAAGGUGGCAACUCGCAAGCGUGGAUGGAUGCCUGCUGAGAAAGAGAGUACUCUAUUCUCCUUCCGUCCGGAAUUUUCAUUUAGCAAUAAAAUUUCUGCAAUUAAAACACCCUAUCCAUGAUCAGAUCCUUUUACUCCGUGUUGAUGAAUCUGCCACGGGGCCGCGCUGCUUCACAAGUGAUUUGUACCCCACCGUUUCAAGCUUCUUUCUUACUAAAGAUUUUUUUAAAAAACAAACCCGUACGUGCAACAAGCAAACACAUGCACUGCACAGCACAGGCGCAACUUUGCUAGUAUGGAUGGGAAACCCGUGUGAACGCGGGUCAGCGAUCCCAAGAGCCUGUCAAAGGAAAGAGGUUUCCAGCUUCCCAACCUCACCUCCCCGCUCCGUUUUCGUCUUCAACCUCAACGUCUUGCGAUGAUCCGUGUAAAGCGGUUGUGAGAAUCCGCGUCAUACAGUACAAAGAGUCAAAUGCAAGUUCUUUCCCCGCCUCAUAUCUCUUGACCUGAAUGGCAAACCAAAUCAGCCUUCCUACGCCUCUACCCAAGAAUUCCAGGGAGCUUUAAAGACACCACAGACUUUUUACUCAUUUAUUUGAGGAAUAGCUUUCCCCCUCUAAAUCUUUUAAUAUUAUAUCUUUCUGCACCUAAAACAUCUUCUUAGGGGACGGUGAGGCCGGAGAUAUUUUAUUCCCCCCACCCCCACCACCGCACCUAUCGAUUGAGAAGUUGGUCCUGUCCAGCCAGUGGCAAAAUUACCUUUUGAGGAGGGGAAGAGUGAGGAUCUCAAAGGGGACGACUGAGGAGAUGCUGAGCUGAGAAGACUUGCGCGGGGGGGGUGUGUUAAAUUUGAACCUCUGAGUCUCUAAUACGUCUGGUUUUCGUGUUUCUGUCUAACUCCCUAUAUCUAUCUGUAUUUCUGUGUGUAUCUUUAUGUGUGUAUUUUAUAUGUAUAGAGUGUGCAUAUGUGUCUAACUCCAUCGUGUAUAUCUGUGCAUAACUAUAUAUUGCGUGUCUCUCUCUGUGUGUCUCUCUGUAUCUAACUUUCUGCGUAUCUCUCUAAAUAACGUGUGCAUACCGAUGUGUAUUAUCUAACUCAUCUAAUUCGUUCUCUCGCUCGUUCUCUAUCGUGUGUGCGUGUAUACCUUUGUGCACAUCUAUCUAACUCUCUGCGUGUAUCUAAUUGUGUAUGUCUAAUUCUCUUUCUGGUGGGUGUGCGUUUGUGUCUGUCAGCCUGUCUAUCUUGAUGUAUGUACCUCCGUGUUUCUUCUAUCUACCUCUCUCGUACGCUUGUGCGUCUCUCUCUCUCUCUCUGUAUCAACUGUUCACAAACUUUGCGCCCCUAAAUCCGAGUUUAAGGCGUUGCUUUUAACCUAUUUCAGAUGUCUGUGGUUCUGUUUAAUGACGCCGCCGCCGCCAAUAAUAAUAAUAAUAAUAGAAAUAAUACAAAUUCUGAGUUCCUUUCCGAUUUACAUAUCGGAUCCUCCCUAAGCGAAAGGUGGCCGCUCUGAGGAGCCUGGCAGUGCCCGUUUUCCCCUGGGAAAGAGACUCCCGAUUACCUGUUCGGGACUUGCAAACCUGGUUCCGGGCUGCGCAGAUGGCUGCCUGGGGUUUUUUUGUUGUUUUUGUUUUGUUUUUGAACCCUCUAUUCUCUCAGGACUGUGUUUAUGCCCAGGGAGAGAAAUAGCGCGUCGCCCCUAUAAUCUGCUUCUGUUACUGAUGCUUACAAAAGUGGGGGGUGUCGGGGAGAAAAUAAAAUAAAAAUGUUUCCUACUGGGGUUUUUUCAGUCGUCAAUCAAAUCUUUCUCGGUCCCGUAGCCUUCAGCCUAAAAGGGCAGAUCCUGUAUUCCGCCGGAGAGUUUUAGGGAUGAUGCACUUUGCGAAGCUUUAAGAGGACAUCCUAGACCUGGACCCCUGUCUCGUAGGCGCCUAAACGGAUUUGAAAGCGUUUUCGCUUCUUGAUCCGGUUUGAGGCAACUUAAUUGGUGGUGAAGGGGAACCGAUCCGCAUCUAAUUAUCAUUGGUUAUAACGAUAGCCGUCGACAUUAUCAUUUUUGGUAUUAAAGAGGGGAGGGGGGAGAUUUCUGUUCUGAAAUGUAAGAAAAACAAAUUGCUUCUCUCUCUCUAAUCUAGUUCCACUCCGGAUUUUAAAAAGUGGGGCGGCGUUAUUUGAAAAAGAAAGAGACUGACAGAUUUAUAAUAAUUUGUUUUUAUUUAGAAUCCUUGGUUCCUUUCCUGAUCAUCCCUCAAAACGUCAACUGUGAAAAAACAUUUUCGUUUUUAAAACGAAAAAGCGCGUAUGGUAUGCGUGAGACAGAUAAAGAUUGUUGCUUUUAAAAAAUCAGCACGCGACCAGGACAUUCUGUAUUUUCACCCAGGUAAUUCUGUAAGGCUAGUUUAUUAUUAUUAUUCAGACGUUCCCGUUUCUGCCGCUUAAAAGCGGUUCCGAGCAGCGGAUCCACAGAGCGGCUUUCGCGUUCUUUCUGCCCCAUCCAUCCAGCUAGGUAGAGACGUUCUUCGAACAAGCUCCAGCGCUUCAGAAAAUUCCUCUUGACUUAUCUGCUUAAUACAAUUUCUUCUGUAGUCUCUUAUUCUCAAUCUCUCUCACUCCUAAUCCUACACUGAAAUUCUAUCUGACUUGCCCUUCCUGAACAACCCUCGAUCUUUGCGUGAGAGCGAGCGCCCCCCGAGUUUCCUAUGGGGACCCAGCUCCCCCUUUUCCUUCGACGGGCGUCCCCGUCUCUUCCCAAAACGACCUGCGUCCAUAAUAUCUGGCGAUCGGAUUGGGAGAGAAAGCGCUUGGGUGGAAACGAGCGUCCAAAGAAGCGCGCGGAUCCCCGUCUCCACUAGCUCAGAAACUCUUAGGAAGGAAUCGAACAUCUUAAGGCGCGUGUGCUGUGGAUUUUGUUAAGGGAAGCAGGAUUCGAGAUUUUGAGGAGGUCUGCGUAAUAUUUGGGAGCUGGGGCAGGUGGAAGAAGUAUCUAUCUAUAUUUAUUCACACUGUUUCAAAAACAUAAGAGGACCCCUCCGAUCUGCGCUGUCUCUCAGUUUCCAACCCGAGCGCAGCGCGUCUGCUCCAUUUCCCGGGUCAGUUUCACGUCUAAAAUUCCCGGUUCUCGUUUUCUCGUCGUUUUCUCUUUCUCGGCUGGAACGCCAGCCGAUCGCCCGCUCCUUACACCUCUGGGCGGGUGUAUGGAGGCUCUCCACUUGCCCCAUUAAUGAAGACCCACUUCAUCCUAGCCUCAGUAUUCCCUUCUUUGCGCUUUAAAAAAAGACCCCUCUUUCCAAUCGAGGGGGGGGGGGAAUAGAUCCCCGGACCUUGCAGGUGCGAUGAGAUCUCUGCGUGUGCCAGAAUCCCUUCCUAGAUUAUUAUCAACAUUAUUAUUUUAAUUUUUAAACUCUCUUCUCCUGUCUAGUCCUCCCGGGAGUUGUUUAAAGAGGCUGGCAAGGCUUUUUGUGUGUGCCAGGAACCUUUGGAAAUAGCAGGUGUCGAAAGAUGUGAUUCUCUCUCCCCCCCCCCCCCUCUACACAUCGUCCUGCCUCUCUCUGUCUCUGCCUCCAUUGGUGGGCUCAGGGUGGGCUAGGAAAGGCAGACUCUCCGCCUCUCCCUCUCCCCCCACCUCUGCCUAGAUCAGCUGCCCCCACCCCCUCUAAAGGAGGAGGGCCCCCCUCCCUCCUUCCCACUCUCUCCCUUUUCUCAAGCGCUGGCUCCUUCUGGUAGAACAAGUCUAUCUUGCGACGUCAGGGUGGUAGAGGAGGGGGGUUAUUAAUAACCAAUUAGAGGGGUCAUCGGAGCGCAUAUAUAGUACCAGCCCUCAGGAUCUGGGCCCAGAAGACUCUGUUGCCACUUGCUAAGCAGGCAGUGGCUUGGGGGUCUCCACUUGCUCCUGGGACAGCCCACCUCCCUCGCAUUCUCUCUCUCAUUCUCUCUCUCUCUCUUUCCCCGAACAGAUCAGAGCCAGCUGCCCAGGAUCUCUGACCCCCACGCAGACCCCAGCUCCAAGCUUGCCCCCCACUUUCACACACACUGCCACACACCCCAAAACCUACCAUCUCCCUUGAAGCCUCGCCCCACCUUGUCCUUAUGAUGGGCUCCGUGCUCCCCGCGGAAGCCCUGGUCCUCAAGGGGGGGCUGAAGGGGCCCGGGCUCUCGCUGGCCGAGGUGAUCACGUCGGACAUCCUGCACAGCUUCCUCUACGGCCGGUGGAGGAACGUCCUGGGCGAGCAGCUCUUCGAGGAGAAGGCCGCCGGGGGCUGUGGCGGUGGAGGCGGAGGAGGCGGAGGAGGAGCGCACAGCAACCCCAAAACGGCCUUCACGGCGGAGGUCCUGGCUCAGUCCUUCUCUGGAGGUGAGUCUAUCGCCCUCAGAGACCUCCUGGUGGGUCGGUGUGUGUGUGUGUGUGGAUAGAGGUCUAGAAGGGUGUGAGAGAAUAAUUUCCAAGCUCAAACCUAAUCGUGUCUACUCAGGAGUAAGUCCUGUUGCAUCAACUGGUCUUGCUCCCAGGUAAGUGGGGUCAGGAUGGCAGCUGGAAAGUUUAAUCCCAGUCCUGUUUGCUUGGGAGUAAGUUCUAUUGCAUCCCUUGGAGCUUACUCCCAGGUAAGUGGGUUAGGGUUACAGCCUUAGGAAGUUUGUCUGUUUUUUUAAAAAUCAAAGAGGGUUAUAAACUGAGCGUUGCAUUCCUGGGCAGUAUUCAGCGGGACUCCAAGACGUACUUUUUGGGAGGAGGGGGAGAGGUUGCCUUAGGGGGAGGUUGCCUUACACGAGGAAAACUGAGGCGCGCUUUCGAAAUCUCUCCCACUGAAACCGGACGCGAUGAAGCCCCGAGGUAGCUCUCGACAGUAUUAGCUCCGCCUAAACAAAAAUGUGCCUUUAUUAAGAAAUGCCCUAAAGGCAUCCCAUUCCGCCUGUGGAUUCAUCAGGGAUCUCUUUUCCCCAAAUCUGCGAGGCACAAAGUUCUUUUAGAACCCCUGGCUCACAAGAAAAAUGUGUUGAGUAAUUUCCAGCACCCCCUCUUCCGCCCCUCAUUUCACAUCCUUCCCCCAAAGUAUGGGUUUUCGAAAAUAAUUUUUCCCCCUCUAACCAACGAUGCGUAAAAGUCUUGCUAAAAAUAAUCAGAGUUUCUCUCCUUGCGCUCUCUGCAACCCCAGAAAUAAAGGGAAGUGCGGUAGAGGUGGAAAGUCCCAGGUUCAAUCCACAGUGGCAUUUCCUGGUAGCGUUGGGAGAGACCUCCUGGAGAGCUGCUGCCAGUCAGUGUAGGCAAUAUUGAACUAGAUGGACCACUGGUCUGGCUCAGUGGAAGGCAGCUCCCCACGUCCCUACUUAAAUCAAACUCGAAUUCAGAACCACGAGGACUGGAAUCUUAGUUCUUUUUAAGGGGAAGGCCAGUAGCUCAGCGGUAGAGCAGCUGUUUUGCAUGCAGAAGGUUUCACUGGCAUUUCCAGGUAGGGGGAGAACCAUGCCUGAAAACCUGGGAAAGCCACUGCUAAUCCGUGUAGCCAAUAUUGAGCAGAUGGAGCCAGUGGUCUGAGUCAGUAUGGAGGCAGCUUCCACAGCAGGCGCUGUAACUCUCCAACAGUUUCACUUUACCCCACCGUAGCAUUCUCUUCCAUUGCCCCUCGAGACAGAAGGAUGCCGGCAGCAACAGCAAAAGUAUGUGUUUCUAGAGGGGGGCGGAUGGGAAGUAACUUACCUGUCCUCAAAAAGAAAUCUAGAAAGCUUGAUCAGGUUGGGAUCUCCACCCCACCCACCCCUGGAAAAGGAUGAAGUAACAGGAGACCUUGAUUCGCUCCCCCAGGAGAAAAUAAAAAUAAAAACCCCAAAACAAAAUAAAUAAAUCAGCCAACACAUCCAGCUUCUGUAAAAGCCCAACAGACCAAUUCUGAAAGCACUCUGAUACUGGGAUUUUCCCAUCAGUGUUCUCUGAAUGGUCUCCAAAAACCUCUCCCCUCCUUCUCCUCACCCGCCCUUUCAGAAGAACUAAACACAUACUUUUCUGCCCCUCAACAUAACCAGAGUGUAAAUUUGUGCCAUAUUCUGACCUCCUUCCCAAAGAUGUUUUAAAUCUAUCUUUUAAAUAUAUAUAUGUAUUUAAAAUAAUCCUUUUCUGCCUUUCUCACUCCCUGUCUUCCCCUUGAAUUUAGCUCUUCACCCCCCAAAAAGUAUGAGCCUUAUUCUCUCUCUCUUUGAAAAGCCUUUGGCAUUUAAAUUCUUAUUAGGCGUGUAAUAGCAGCUGACUGAUAAAGGAAAUUUUAAAUUCAUUUAGUUAACUUGGGCCUGACCUGAGGGCCGGGGUGGGGGGGGGGGGAGAAAUUCCCACUUAAACCAAGAACUUUAAAAGGGCAAUUUGGGAGGGGGGGUGGAGAGAAGAAGAAGAAAGGGUUGAUGGGGGGGGUCACAUUUUUCUUUUUCUUCAAAAUGUCUCAAGUGCUUUCCCCUCAUUCAUCAAUCCUAGGACGGUCUAUUUUCCCUGCUGGCAUCUCCGUGGCUCCCUGCUUCUACACUCCCCCCACCCUCCCUGGAAGAUUACUGUUCCUUUCUUAAUUUGCCAUGAAAACUCCAUUCUGUGGCCUUUCAGGGGAUGUCAACCAGCUAAUCUCUCCCAUUUUGUCCAGAGAAAUUCCUGGGCCUUUUAGAACAAGUUUCUGAGGGCAUUCAGGGCCGACCAUGGACGGGCAAACAGCGAUCUCCAAAGGCUAAUGAAUUUAGAAUUAGUGAUUUUCUAUCCAAGGGACUUAAAUGAAUGCAGAUCACUUUAAACAGUGUGACAAAUUGCUUUAUGGAGUGCAAUGGACACUAUUUAACCCUCUCCACCCUCCCCCCCUCCAGCCCAGGAACCCCCUUGUUCCACAUCCCACUUUUUCCCAGGUUGGCUUAGAAAGGGAGGCUUGUAAAAGAUUAUGCACCAGCUCUCCUCCACCCCAUUCCAUGGGGUAUAUGCACCCCACAGGGCCUCAGUCAAGGGGCGUUGUGCUGCACACCCCAUCAAUGAAGAUCUGUGAGUGAAAAGACUCUGUGUGUGAGGUUAGCAGGGGCACAGUUUAGAAUCCCCAAAAGAUCUCUGCUUGGAUCAGACCAGGGGUUCUGUCUAGUCUGGCGGUCAUGUUCUUACAGCAGCCAACCAAAUGCCUGUGGGAAACCAGCAAGCACACAAUGUUCAACUCUGGACUUGAUGACCAUUUGCCUCUGUGUGUGUUGUUUUGUGUUCCUGCAAAAUAAAUAUGUUUAUUUCCCCGGAACAACAAGGACUAGAAACUUAAUUUGCUUUUAGGGCAAGGGUCAUAGCUCAGCGGUAGAGCACCUGAUUUGCACGCAAAGGUUCCCACGUUCGACCCCGGAUGGCAUCUCCAGGUAGGGUUGGGAGGGAAACCCCGUCUGAAAUUCUGGAGAGCUGCUGCCAGUCAGUGUAGACAAAAUGGAGCUACAGUAUGUGGAGCUCCCUGUGUUCCUCAGCUCAGCUGGUAAUGUGCAUUAACUUCACUUAACUCCAACUGUGGCAGUUAUACAUUUGAGGGGUGGGGGCUCCAGCUUAUUCUGCCGAGAGGGUCCCCAGACAAGUCUUGCCCUGAUGGCGCCACUGAUGAGGGGGAGGGUGUGCAAGCCCACUGGAAAGAGGUGGGCCAACAAAGCUGCUUUGAAACAACAAAAAAAGGGCCCCAUGAAUGUGGACGAAAGAGAACUGUUUUUCUCACUGCCCAUGCAAGGAACAGGGCAAGACUCGUGCACAGCAGAUGUCUAGACCCCACUCAGCAAAAUGAGCAGGACCCCACUCCCAAUGCAACAGGGACUUACCUUAUUUUGAGGUCCCCAUAAAACUAUUUAGUUCAGAGUUGAAUCAUCCUUCAAUGCACAACUGGAACACAAACAUUGCUUGUAUACCAGUCCAGAUCUUAGGACUAUCUAGCUCAGUAUUGUCUACACUGACUGGCAGCAGCUUCCCAGGGUUUCAGAUUGGGUGCCUUCCCAGUUCUACCUGCAGAUGCCGUUGGUGACUGAACCUGGGAUCUUCUGCACUCAGAGCGGAUGCUCUGCUGCUGAGCUACAGCCUUUCCCUAUAACUAAGGACCUAGUCCUCAUGGUUCUAAAUAAGCAACUGAUUAAAACAAAAAGUGAUGUAUUACACUGAGUCAGACCCUGGGUCCAGCUAGCUCAGUAUUGUCUACACUAACCACCAUCAGCUCUCCAAAGUUUCAGGUGGGGCAUCUUCCCUGCCUUCCCUGGAGAUGCCAUUGUGGUGGUGGUGGGGUUUCAGCCUGGGCCUUCUGCACUCAUAGCAGAUGCUCUUCCACUUAUCCAUGGACAUUCCCCCUUCCCCUGAAGUGGAACUUAAAGUUUCAGUGGGACAUCUUAACCAAUUGGUUAACCAAUGCAUACUUUUCCUUGAGAAAGCCACACCCAGGAGCCCCCAAUAUUCUUGCUUAUAUCCAACAGUGAGUCUACUCUGAGUAAAAUUCAGUGGGCUAUAAUCCUCUGCCAACAUAUUCCACGAUGACCCCAAUUCACAGCUACCCCAAACAUCCGCACACCUCUCUAAGUUGGCGACUGAGGGCCAAGUGAUUGUGCUUUUGGGGUCUGUGGUUGGGUGGUGCGGCAAGGGGGACCUAUGUGUUCCACAUACCUCACAUGGGCAUUGUGUUCAGCGUGAUUUGUAGAUGUGUGUCUGUGUGGAUUAUCAUGAAAGUGUGUGCAUUCCUAGUAUGCAUGAUUGGUUCCUGGCAGGGGUCUGUGGGGUCAUCAAGAUAAGACUUUGAGGACACUCAUCAGGGUUCCACUCAACAGAGAAGUGUCCCCCACACACAACAGUGAUGGUUUUUGAGAAUUGUGUGUCUCUGUGUGUUUGUAGGGUGUGUGUGUGUGUGUGUGUGUGUGUGUGCAUGCACGCUUGUUGUGUUGGGCAAAUUGGUAACUGGCCCAUUUUCUGAAUGUGGAGGCUACAUUUCCGGAGCGUAAGUGAUUUUAAGAGCAUAUAGGGAGAGCCUUGAUGGAUCAGACAAAAUGGUUGAUCUGCUUUAAGAUCCUGUUUCCAAUGGAGGACAGCCAAAUGCCAGGUUUAAAGGGACAGCCCACCCCAUUCUUUCUUCUUGGCGCCUGAUAUUCAGAGGUAAGCAUUUUUUAAAAAAAAUGAUUGCUGUAACCUUAUGGCUAAAGAAUAACGCAAAUCUCUUCAAGAGAACAUAGCUUGGAAGCACACCGUUCCUCCACGCGUUAUGCUGAUGUGGCUCACCUGCUUUUGUGGAGUGCUGAGGUGCUCUACGGGUGUUCAGUGUUUAUUUUAUUUUACUAAUUAAAUUUGUAUACCACCCAUCAUCUGUAGAUCUCAGGGCGGUUCGCAACAUAAAAUACAAAAUAAAAACACGACAUGCAUAAUAAAAACAAGAACAAAAACCACAAACCAAUAACUGUCCCUGCCCAAACAUUUAAAAAGUGUAUAAGAUGUGUACAAGAGGCCUGGUUGAAGAGGAACAUUUUUGCUUGGAGCCUAAAGGUGUAUAAUGAAGGUGCCAAGCAAGCCUCCCUCGGGAGAGCGUUCUGUUAUGUGUAUAGGAUGUACUUUGUUAUAGGGACAAGGCUUGAGCUGUGGAAUCCAAAAUAUGUUCAAACAUUACUUACAAGUGAGGCUUGUGAUAAAAUGUUUGCUGGGUAUUCACCACCCACCCAGCCACCCAUGCCCUUCACCAUAAUACUCCAUUCCUUUCCUAUUUUUCUUUCCAUUAGCUUUAUUUCCCAUGGUUCUCAUUUGUACACAAGAGGGAUGUGCCUGUUUUAGUUUUCUUAAAAUGUUUUUCAUACUUCUGCAAACUUCGUAUUGGCACCACUUCUGGAUCAGCAGUCCUCUCUUGUCUCCAUUGCUGUCAGCACUCAUCAACUGUGUUGGCUUCUUAGUUGGAGAAGUCCAAUCGCCUCUUAAAAAGGGACGUGAGUUUGCAGCGGGGACUGCCAUAUAGGUUUAACAGAGUGUGUUUUAUAGAUAGUACAACUGUUCCUGUGCCGUCUUGCAUUCCUGGCUUUUGAUCAUCUAUGCACUGGAAUGAAUAGGCUGUGUUGAACUAAGUUCUCACUCGGGAUAGAUCUAACAUAGUCAAUCUCUCUCAAUUUAAAAGGGCUUACACACGUGCACACACCCUAAUAAUAAUAAUAAUAAUAAUAAUAAUAAUAAUAAUUUUACACAACUGCACCAUACUUUUAAAGCACAUUUAGUACACAUUUCAAGCACAUGGCUCCCCCAAAGAAUCAUGGGAACUGUAGUUUACUCAGAACCCUCCACAAACUGCAGCUCCCAGGAUACUGGGUGGGUGGGAGAAGCCACAUGAUGUAAAGGUGCAUUAAAUAGGCUUUAAAUAUACAUGGUGGGCAUGGCCUGUUUAAUGCAAGUAGUGUGAUACUUCCGUAAUAAUAUAACCUGGACAAGUCUCUGCUGCAGGGUGCUUCUAAAUUUAGACAGAGAAGGAGAUGACAGAGGAAAGGUUUGAGAAUAACGGUGAUGGUGGGGUUUUGAGCAUGAGUCAGUGCACCCAGUUCUGUGAUGCAUUAUGCAUAUGGAUGGGGCAAUGAGUGAAAUCUCCCAGAGGAAUUUAUAUACUUUGGGUUAGGCUGUGUACACACUGUACAUGCAAAGCACACUAAUAAUAAUAAUAGUAGUAGUAGUAGUAAUAAUAAUACCAGAAACUGUAGUUUGUGAAGGGUGAUGGGAACUGUAGUUCUGUGAGGGGAAGACUACAGUUCCCAACAUUCUUUUGUGUAGGCAAAGGGGCAUCUGUUCACAAUUCCUUCAUGGGUGUUCCCUUUGUGUGGAUGUGCACCAUCCUUACGUGUCUUGUGACCCCUUUAAGAACUGAAAGCCUGUCUAGAAACCUUUUUAUAAACCAACAAAUCAAGAAUGGAUUGGGUUUUACACUGGUCUUUCAUUUGGGACCCAGUGUACCUCAAUCCUACUUCUGCCAUUGUGGCACCCACAACUUUGGAACUCCCUGCCCCUUGACCUCAGGCAGCCAUUUUUGCUGUAAUCUAUUUUCAGCGCCUGAUAAAAAUAUUUUUCUUUAGGCAAGCCUCCUCAGAGAGACAUUAUAAUGUAUCUUUCAAUCUGGUUUUUAGCUUCUCCUUGAUUUUAAUUCUUUUUUUAGGUUUCAAAUAGUUGCUUUGAACUGCUUUUUUUAAAAAACUGAUCAUUUCAUAAUUUUAUAAAUUGCUUUGUUCUUCUUUACAAUCAAGUGGCAUAUGCACUUUGAAAAAUGCAUAAUUAUUCUUCCAGCCUGCUCCUAUAGCUCUUAAUGCAAAACAGUAAUGCAGCCAUAACCCCCUGGUAUUCUCCAGAGACUCUUGGCUGUAUAUACGCUUCAUCUUACUCUGCAUCCAGAGCACUCCCUUCACUGGUUUGGGAAGUGGUAUACACAGUGCUUUUUUUUCUUUAAAAAAAAAAUGUUUAGGGGUACUCUCAUUUUCCUACUCAUAUUGAAAUACUGCCCCUCAGUGAGGCCAAACUUAGAUUCACAAAAUGAAUACCCCUGCGUCCCCCCAGAAAAAAAGCACUGGGUACACACGACAUUAACCCCCAUCCAUAUCUAUCCUGUCCUUUCUUAGGAAAUGCUGCAUUUUGAUGUAUCGCCCUCUAAAAAAUCCCAGAUUCAAUCCAAAUUGUGAAAAAGGAUGGUCUCAGUGCAUUUUAAGCCAGUAAUGUGUGCACACAGCACCAGCCUGCUUUAACAACAAACACUCUUACCUAAAUCAGUCCCCAGAUCGGGUUGCAUUUCCAGCUUGGGCACCACCAGCACAAUUAUGCAAUUUGCUAGAUUUCUGCCUGCACCGGAGAGGUGAGCGCCUCUUUUUAACCUGCCUCACCUUUAAAAAAGCAUCUCUUCGAAGAGAUGACAAUGGAAGCAAAGUGGCAAUGAACUGGGGGAGAGCUCUCGGUUUCACUGUCAGCUGCUCAUAUUACUGGCACACGAGCCAGUUGCCUUCCUCCCACUAUGGAGAUAGUGAGAUAUGGGAUCCAUUUUCCCCGGGCUCUUUUCCUGACCCAACCCAGGUGUUCUGUGUUUCUUUUCUUGCAUCCUCUGGACAAUGAGAAUUGUGAAUGGGAAGGCAAUUGCUGUUAACCCUGAUAGCUAUGCUCUCCCACCACUAUCAGAGGCAGCAAUGCUUCUGAAUGCUGGUUGCUGGAAACCACAGAAGGGGACAGUGCUCUUGAACUCAGGUCCUGCUUGUGGGCUUCCCGCAAUGGGCAUCUGCUCAGCCCCCGUGAGAACAGGAUGCUGGACUAGAUGGGCCUUUGCAGAGCUGUAGCUACAGGGGGUGGGGGUAGUGUGAAGCAUUCAGAGGGGCACCAUUGAGGCUCUCAGCCUGUGUGUGUAUGUGUACACAAAUGCUCGUGUGUGUGUGUGCCAAAUUGGGUCUUUGACCCAGGUGAAAUAAAGCCUAGUUUCACCUCUGGAUCUUGGCCUGAUCCAGCAACCAGGCUCUUAUAUUUUGGAAGGUACGAGCAACCCAUUGCAUGAUCAUGAUAAAACAUUGAAUGACUGGCCCUACCAUUAGGCAAAGUGUGGUGUCUGCCUUAGGUGUCUGAUGCGAACGGUGGCAGUAGCAGAACCUCAAAUCAUGAUUUUGAGCUCCCCCCCCCCCCGCCUUUCAAAUGCCCAAUGUACAUAAACAGGUGUUGUUUUUGGGACUCCGGAUGACAACUCUGUUAUGGUAGUUCUGUUGUUAUUCCCACAUUGCAAAUUGGGGACAGCUGAGUUUGAGAAAAGGGGGGGGACCCACUGAUGUUAGUGGAAUUUUUAACCAGGAGCAAGAACUGAGGAUUGUUGAAAAUUCAUGACAAAUCUCUCAGCUGCGCUAACCAUACCCUCAAUUUACAGAGGCAGUAUAGCUGAGACGUUCAGAGAUGACAGACUUUGUCUUUGCAAACUGCUCACAAGGGCUCAGAGACAUCUGCUGGCCACUGGUGGAAACGGGAUACUGGGCUGCUUUGAUCCAAAGAUGAGGCAGUUCCCAUUGCUCUGUUCCUGCUUGCUCCGAAUGCUGGAUUACCCAUAGGGCAGCCUAAGCACGUUGCGUGUUGCGUUUCCAUUUUUGUAGAUUGUUACAUUUUGCAACACAAGGAUUUGUGUUUGUUUAGAGCUCUAGUGAAGGAGGGGCACCAAUAAAAAAGGAGAAAAUCAUGAGAUAAUUUGAUAUUUCCAAAAAACAACAAUCAAAGUACAGUAGUCAUCAUGGGGAAAAUCAGAACUUUGUGGACUUCCUUACACUCUAUUCCACUGAAUUGUUUUAACUCGAUUUUGAAUAAAUUUGCAACUAGUUAUUGCUGUUUUGAAUUUUAUUGUGUUAUUAGCUUCCUUAAUGGGUUGUGCAAACUGCUAUUGUGAAUGAUGCUUUUUAUAGUGUGGGGGGGGAGCAUUUUGGGCCCCCCAAAAAAGUUUGGGAACCACUGGUGUAGCUUAACUUCUUUCUCUCCCUCCCUUUUCUCUUUCUCUCUGACCCACAGAGGUCCAGAAGUUAUCCAGCUUGGUGCUGCCUUCAGAGGUCAUUAUUGCCCAGAGUUCCAUCCCUGGAGAAGGGCUGGGCAUCUUUUCUAAGACCUGGAUCAAAGCGGGCACAGAGAUGGGACCUUUCACUGGCAGGAUCAUCUCCCCGGAGCACGUGGACCUUUGCAAAAACAACAAUCUGAUGUGGGAGGUAAAGAAGCAAGGAUGUGUGCAUGUGUGUGUCCACAUGAGAGAGGAGGGUGACUCUUCUUGGAACGGGGUGGGGAAGCCAUAGCUCUCCAGAUGUUGUGGGACUCCAAUUCCCAUGAACCCCUGCAGCCAGCAUGGCCAAUGGUCCAGGAAUGAUGGGAGUUGAAGUCCAACAACAACUGAAAGGCCACAGGUCUUCUAUCCCUGAAUGAAGAGAUGGGAUGCAAGAGAUGGAAGAAUGCCUCUUUUUUUAACAGGCAUUCCCCCAUUAGGAAGGGGAAAGAAGGGGUGCUAGGGAUUGAACCAGGGACAUUCUGCAUGCAAAGUGGAUGCUCCAGCUCUGAGCUACGUCCCUUUACUUAGGGUUGUGGAACAGCCCAUAAUAAGUAUACUUGGCCUUGUAUUUCCUUUUAUCCUCCCAUUCCUGAUGACAGAGAUUGAGGCCAUUUGGAGCAGCAAAUCUACAGCCCACAAUUUCCACAAAUUGAUGCUAGUCCUGUGUAUGAAAACAGGCACACCUGUCAUAUUAGAAUGGCAAGAUCACAAUGGUUCAAGUGUGAGUGAUAUGCGCUUUGAUUUCCAGAAUAAAUAAAAGUUUAUUCAGAAGUCUGCUGAGAGACAUCCUGCAUUGCAGGGGGUUGGACUAGAUCAUGGGUAGGCAAACUAAGGCUCGGGGGCCGGAUCCAGCCCAAUCGCCUUCUAAAUCUGGCCCGCAAACAGUUCAGGAAUCAGCGUGUUUUCACAUGAGUAGAAUGUGUCCUUUUAUUUAAAAUGCAUCUGGGUUAUUUGUGGGGCAAAGGAAUUCGUUCAUCCCCCCCCCAAAAAAAAUACAGUCUGGCCCCCCAUAAGGUCUGAGGGACAGUGGACCAGCCCGCUGCUGAAAAAGUUUGCUGACGCCUGGGCUAGAUGAACAUCAGGGUCCCUUCCAACUCUCCAGUUCUACGAUCCCCACUCACUCAGUGAUUUCUGAGUGGUCUGCAGUGUGUAUGUUUGAGAACUGCCAUCUUAGAUUGCUUGAAAAGAGGAUUAGAAGUCUAUCAAUGGUUAUGAGCCGGGCUAACUAAAUAAAACCUACCCAUUUAUUAUCUUAUUAAUUAGUUUUUUAUACCACCUUUCAUCCAAGUAUCAUAGGGUGGUUUACAAUACAAAAACACAAAAAUACGUAAGAUAGACAAAAACAAUACCCCCCUCCCAGUUUAAAAGGCCAAAGAAUGUUUAAUUAGCCAAAGGCUUGGGAGAAGACAAAUGUUUUUGCCUGUCACAAAAGGUGCCAGGGGAGCUUCCCUGGGGAGAGCCUUCCACAAACGGAGAGCCACCGCAGAAAAUAUACAUUCUUGUGUUUCCACCCCCAAGGCCUCUUGUGGCUGAGGCAACAAAGAACGGCUUCAGAUGAAGCUUGCAGGGUCUAGAGCGGUUCAUAUGGGGAGAGGCAGUCCUUGAGGUAUUUAGAGACGUUGUACCUGAGAAUAUCACUUGCGGGGGUGGGCAAACUUCCAGAGGCAUUGUUGCCUUCAGCAUCCAUUUAUGGGCCUUCUCAGAAGACUCUAUGGUUAUGAACUAAUGCAGCUAUUAGGAACGCAGGGAAUGCCUGUGGGAAAGAAUGAGUCAGAAGGAGGCAGUGGAAUGGAUGGCUCUGUCACACAAGCUGACUAGGUUGCCAUAAUAGACAUGAUAUAAGUGUAUAAAUUUAUGCCUGGCAUGGACAAAGUGGAUAGAGAAAAGCUUUCCUUCCUCUCUCGUGAUGCUAGAACACAUGGGCAUCCAGUGAAGCUGAAUGUUGAAGGAUUCAGGACAGAUCAAAGAAAGGACUUCUUCAUGCAGCUCUUGGUUCAACUAUGGAACAAGGCUAUCCAUGGCUACCAGCCACAAUGGCUAAAUGCUCUGCAUCUAUGGCCAGAGGCAGUAAUGAUUCUGAAUACCCAGUAGCUGGAAGCCACAGGAAGAGAGGGUUGCUGUUGCACUUGGGCCUGUUUUGCAGGCUUUCCAUUGGAACAUCUGGCUGGCCACUGUGAGAAAAAUAAGUUUUAUGUAGGGUGCAGAAAGAUUUAAAAGCCCAAUUUUUAAAAAAUCUUGAUGCUCCGGAUAAUUUUCUACAACUUUUCUAACACACUGAUGAUACCUUUUCUGGGGUGGGAUAACCUGGAUGCAUCUAUUCAGAUGCGGUAGUUGAGUGUGAUUCAUGGACUGAAACCCUCUUGCCCUUCUUUCCAGGUCUUCAAUGAAGAUGGAACUGUCCGUUAUUUCAUUGAUGCCAGCCAAGAGGACCAUCGCAGCUGGAUGACAUACAUCAAGUGUGCCAGAAAUGAGCAGGAGCAGAACCUGGAGGUGGUCCAAAUUGGGAACAGCAUCUUUUACAAGGCCAUUGAGGUAAGGGUGUUACGGACAAGGGAAUGGGUGAGAGCAAAAAUACUUGCCUUCAACCUAAGUUGCUGAUGCUUCUUCAGACUUUUUAUUAUUCUUCUGGUGCUGGGGAGUUCAAUGUAGAAACAUAGGACUGAAUCCAAUGUAGCGCCAAGGGAAAGCAAUUUACUGGUGUACUUGUUCUGCUGCUGAAAUGCAAAGGCACUUUGUCAUUAAACUAGGAUGGCUUUAGAAGGGGAUUGGACACAUUUGUGGCAGGUAGAGCUAUUGAUGGCUACUAGCCAUGAUGGCUAUGCUCUGUCUCCACAACCAGAGGACGUAAUGCUUCUGAAUUCCAGUUGCUGGAAACCACAGAAAGAGAGAGUGGUCUUGGGCUCGGAUCCUAUUUGCAGGUUUCCCACAAGCAUCUGCUUGGCUACUGUGAGAACAGGAUACUGGACUGGUUGGGCCACUGGCCUGAUACAGCAGGCUCUUCUUUGAAAUCUCGGAAGCCAGAAGGAACGGCUCUAUGAAAUUCUUAUUGGUAAUUGUAUUUUGUUGUGGACUUUUAGGUGUUUGACACAAUAUGCUUUUCCCUGUACAAGUUUUUAUGCUGUCUUUGAUUGGUCAGUUAGCUAAGUAUUUUUAUUUAUUUACUUGAUUGGUGGGGGGAACUACCCCCUGCUCCCCCCUGGCUACGCCCAUGUUAAGAGGCUAUCCACUUUUUAGUUUUGCCUCUUAUAUAAGGUGCAGCUGAGAACAUCUCUGCAUAAUUUCUAUAGGAGAAUGGACCAUUAGGGCAAAUAGGGAGGUGCCCCAUCAACUUCAGUCUGCCCUCAGCCAGCCCUUACCUGUCUACCUUCUUUCUUAAAUUUAGAACGGAACUGGCUACCAGCUUCUUCCUCCUGAGUGUCAGAGUUGCCUUUGUAGAAUUCAGCCGGGAGGAGGAAGAUGGGGGGGGGGGGGGGAACUGGAAUCCAUCAGCUCUGCCCCUCAUUGGCUCUGGCACCACCUAUUGUUGCGCUUCCUGCCUUACACCAUACCAGUUCCAAUUGGUGGCAGCCACAACUGCUCACUUAUUUUUCAUCUGUGCAUGUGUCCAUCAGAGAUUGCAACUGAGGACUUUAGUUUAGGGGGUGGGGAGCUUUUUGCCUUCCUGAUGUAGCCAAGCUACAUUGUCCACCAAUCACUGAAGCCGAACAGUCAAGGCUGAGGAGAGCUAGAGUCCAACAACAUCUGGAGGGCUGGAGGUCACUCUACUGCUGGCUUUAGGUGAUCUAUCUGUUUCACUUUAGUGGACAAGUGAAGCUUUGCAAAUGUGGGGAAAUGCUGGAACCUGAAGACCACACACAGCGAGCAUCUACCCCUGCAGCAUAUUCUGAAAUGCAACACACACAGAUGCAAACACAGCCUACGCACACCCAAGUGCUAAGAACAGUUAUUACGCGCCAUCUUUCAUGUCUGGGGUUUUGUCUCCUAAUGUGAAAAUGAUAGUUAAGAUUUUAGCAACACUUGUAGGUUUACUUUUGGGGAGGGGGAGGUUCUUUUCUCCUGCAGAAGAUCUCUCUAACGCCUUUUGCCAUUUUGCUACUUAGCUUUCGUAAAAGAAAAUAACUGCUCUCUGUGUGAUGUAGUGGAAUGUGAGGGUGUUUUUGCAAAGAAAUUGCACCACCUUUCUCUGCAAAAGGCUGGUGUAACCUUUUCAUCCAAGCCUGGAAAAUGUUUCUUUCUUUUCUCUUUUGUUUGGCACUAGAAAUGAUAUCACAGUUAGCACUGGGCAAGCCUUGGUGAGGAGGCUGUUCCCAAAAAUGUGGGGAGGCAGUGCUAAGGAGGCCCCCUCUCUGGUCACCUGAUUUCAGAUAACCUCUUGUAUGUGAUGGAUAUUUCAGAGUGGAGAGGAUGCCUGUUUUAAAAGGAUGCUUUCCAUCUACAGUUUUUAUAUAUAUAUUAAAACUGCAGCUGUUUGCCUGGCAGAAGAGGCUAGCUCCUUUUCUGUUCCAAAAAGGCUAUCCUCCUCUACUAGGUGCAGCCAAAAGAUUAAACAUAUAAAUAAGAAAUAAAUAUCUCCUGCCGGAACGAUUAUGGCAUGUCUUAGAUUAUCCUUUUUUCUCCAACUGAUUAAUCUAAUUCAAGGGUGGGGAAAUGGCCCUCCAGGUCUCGCUUUCUCGCCCUUGAGCUCUUCUUAUCCCUCAAUGACCUUGCUUGAGAGAAUUUGAGGUCUGAUAAUGCCUCUUCUGGUUUCCUGGAUGGAGGACAGAGAAACUAGCCAACAAAACAAAGGGACAUUUUUACAUGCAUUGCUCCAUUCACUUUUCCCUCUGGACCCACCUACCACUGUUAUGUGGCCCUUGGAAGGUCACCCAAAAUAGAAUGCAGCCCUUGGGCUGAAAAGUGUUCCCCACUCCUAAUCUAAUUGGUUAAACAUUGCAGCCCUUAAGCACAGGGACUGACACUUUGGACAUAUCAUAAUAUAGAAUAAUGGUUAGAAGGGUAUCAGCACAAUCCUCGCAAUAGCUGACCAGACGCACCAGCAAACAGGACCUGAGAACAAAAGCUCUCCCCCCUCCUGUGGUUUCCAGCUACUGGCACUCAGAAGAAUUGCUGCCUUCAACCAUGGAGGCACAGUCUAGCCAUCGUGGCUAGUAGCCAUGGAGAGCCUCCUCUUCCUCCAUAAAUUUUUCUAACCCUCUUUUAAAGUCGUCCCCCCACUUCUCUCUCUAUAGAUGAUUCCUCCGGAUCAAGAAUUGCUUGUUUGGUAUGGGAACUCCCACAAUACCUUCCUGGGGAUCCCUGGAGUGCUGGGACUUGAGGAAGAGCAGAAGAAGAGUAAGCACGGUGAGGAGAUGGUUGAAUUCUGCUCAGGGUUGGCAUUGUAUAAAACUUGCCUUUCUUAAGAUUUCCCUCUGCCAGUUUGCGGGAUUUGCGGGGUGGAGUGGGGAGGAAGUGGGAAUAAGUCCCUCCUGUUUCUCUCUCUCUCUCUCUCUUUUAAAAAAAGUAAUUUGAAGAAAUCAAUACAAAACAAAUACAAAAAGCAGUGCAGUAUAUCUGAGAAGAGACUUACUAAUAGGUUGGUAAAGCACUUAAGACCACCAGGAAAGUCAAAUUCCACGCUGUACCAAGGAGAGGGAGUCUCACGUGUCUGAUGCACAUAAGAUGGUACCCCACCAAACCACACAGAAUUUUUCAGGGUCCUUUGAGCAUUUUGACAUGCGAUUUAUGAGUUAUUCUUUUUCCAGCUGAUGCUGAGUGCCACAUAUUUUUAAUAUCAUCUGUUGUAAAUGUUUUAGGUAUCCCUAGGGGGAAAGAAAGGUGUAACUAUUUUUAUCCUGCAAUGCAGACAUGCACUUUAAUUCUUGUUGUUCGUCAGUUGCAGCAUCACAGCUUGUGUGUAUGGGGGGGGGGUAGUCUCCUGAUGGAGGCCCGCCACUUUGUAUCUUUUCAGGGAAAGCCUUUAAAUAAAAUUGACAAAGCUCUUAACGUUUAAUCUUGCUGCUGUGUUUCAAAUGAAUGCAUCAACUAGGCCGCUGCCAUUUUAAAUGCUUUUAUCUUACUUAGCUGGGGCUUGCUGGAAUGCAAGCCAGCCUCAAAAUAUUUUCUUAAUUUCACUUAUUUAUACAAGAAGCGACAAUCAAUAUUCAGCAAUUCCUGUCUCCUGCACAGAAGCACCAAAUAUCUAGUUAAUUACAUUCAACUUUCAAUUUAUAAACAAAGAUAUCACUCUGCAAGUUGCCAUAUGUCCUCGGAGGCCUGUAACCAUGUCCCAUUAAUGUUGCAUACAUAAUAAAACUAUACUAGGUUUCUUGCCUGUUCGACUCUCUCACAUAUGGGUUGCCAGUUUGUCCAUCGGCAUUAAGUUCCAGAGUUGUGAGAUCCAGAUCUCAAACAGGUCUACAUUGAUAGAGUCUUCCAAUAAAAAUCCAGGGCAUAAUUGUGCCCACAGUAGGUCUUUGAAGCUAUCAAGGAGAAGUAUUUAUACAGGGGAAAGGAGAGAAGUGGUUUCUAAUUUUGGGAAUCUGAGGGCAUGCAAUGAAUUUUUAAAAGAUAUUAUUUCAUUCGGGCUGUGUCUUUUUAAAGUUUUCGUUCCUGUUGUAUAUAGAGUGGUACUGAUGUUGCUGCACGACCCUCCAUGAUAAAUAUUAAUUGCAUUGUUUAUUUCAUUAAUGACAUACAUAUAGAAUAUGGGCUUGAUCCGUCCCCAUCUGUGGGCUCACCUGCUCCGGGCAUGAGUAACUUCCAAGGUAGGGUGCUCCUUGGGAGACGAGGGAUGGCUGGAGGGGGUGAACCGGAGGGUGACAGUGACAUCCCCUAUGCAAAGUGGCAGCCCCUGCACUGCACAUGAGCUACUGAGGCCAGGCAGGGUGAAGGAAGAGGGCUCCUUUGUGGGGAUGGAUCAGGCCCUAUAGGAUUAUAUAGUUUUUUAUUAAAAUCAGGGGCUCAAUAUCUCAUUAUUUACUUCAGGAGUGAAUUAAUGCAAUGCGCUCUAAGUGGGCCAUCCCUCACACUUGUCCCAGAAGUUGCAAUUGGUGCAGAAUGCUGCAGCAUGAUUGCUGACAGGAGUGAGGCCAUAUGAGCAUAUAAAACCUGCACUCAGAGAUCACUGGUUGCUGAUUUGCUACCAGGCCAAGUUCAAGGUGUUACUAUUAGUAUAUAAAGCCCUUAGCAGCUUGCACCCAGCUUACCUGCAAGGUCACAAGUAGACCCACUCAACUGCUUCAAUCUGCAGAACAGGCCCUGUUACAGGAGCUGCAUAAUACUCAUUCCAGAUUUGUAAGAAAUCAGAUCUUUUAGUGUGGCAGCACCCACACUUUGGAACUCCCUGCUUAGUGAGAACAAGCAGGUGCUUUCACUGUAUUCUUUUCAGCACCUGUUAAAACCAUUUUUGUUUAGGGAAGCCUACCCAGACACAAAGAAGUGGCUUUUAGCUUAUUUAUUGUUUUUUAAAAAGUUUUAAAUAAUUGAUUUUAACAAUUUUUUUACCUAAUGAUUUCAUUAUUUUAUUCUCUUUGUAAACAAUUUUGGGGAUUUUUUUUUUUUACAGUCAAGUGGUGUGUAACUUGUAAUAAUAAUAAUUAAAAUUAAUUGUUCACUCUCACCAGCCUUCUGAGUACAUAACAUGUAGGACUGCACUAUAAAACCUUUUCAUCCCCUGAAAAGGCAUUCUUAUUCACCAGAUUUUAUCUAGAAAGUCACAACCCGAAUGAAAUAAUAUCUACUCCCCUCACAGAGCUGCAGCUAUCACAGUGGUUUAACCCAGGCAUAGGCAAACUUGGCCCCCCAGCUGUUUUGGGACUACAACUCCCAUCAUCCCUAGCUAACAGGACCAGUGGUCAGGGGUGAUGUGAACUGUAGUCUCAAAACAUCUGGAGGGCCGAGUUUGCCUAUGCCUGGUUUAAACAAUUCCUCUGGGAACUGUAGCUCUGGGAGGGAAAUAACAGCGCCCUGAACAAACUACAGCUCCCAGGAUUCUUUGGGGGAAGUGUUUAAAAAGCGGUAUGAAACUAUUUUAAAUAUAUAGUUACAGAUGAAGCCUAAGUGUAUAAAAUGAUGUUUUGUUUGGGAGUGGGGUUUGUUGCUGGAAAUAACCUAAACUUCUCCCUCUUGUCCAUUGCCCCUGCAGAGGACUUCCACGCAGCUGAAGCAGGUGCCAGUUCCACCGGCCGCAUGCGCUGCGUCAUCUGCCACCGCGGAUUCAACUCCCGCAGCAACCUGCGCUCCCACAUGCGCAUCCACACCCUGGACAAGCCCUUCGUCUGCCGCUUCUGCAACCGCCGCUUCAGUCAGUCCUCCACCCUCCGCAAUCACGUCCGGCUCCACACCGGCGAGCGCCCUUACAAGUGCCAGGUCUGCCAAAGUGCCUAUUCCCAGCUGGCCGGCCUGCGGGCCCACCAGAAGAGUGCCAGGCACCGGCCCCCCAACGGCUCCCUGCAGUCGCAUUCGCCGGCCCUGCCUGUGCCGCACCCCACCUCCCUAGCUCACCACAUCCCCACCAUGGUGCUGUGAGGUCGGGAAGAAGCCCCCUGGCACUGCCGUGAACUGGUGGGCACCAAGGCAUUGGUGAGCGCGCAGGGGAAAGGGGCAGGGGGAUUUUUGUGGUGGACCCAUCCAGCAGCGGCUUCUAGUGGGGCUUGGCAAAUGGAACUUACAUCUUCGGGCACAUGUCUACCGUCUGAACAAGAGAAGGGGGGGGCAGGGCGGGGCCUCUGGGCCCUGCUUUCGAGAUUCCCAGCAGCCUUCGGCUGCCCACUGUCAGAAACAGAGCACUGGGGAGGGAUUAAAGGACCUUUUGGUCUGGUCUGGAAUGAUAUGGGGAUUCUGCUCUGGCAAAGUCUCAUUAUUCCUAAGUGUGAGAACUAGGUGGGGGACUCUCUUAAUUUUUUAUUUUAGUAUUUCAAUAUUUCCAUCCAAGUUCCUUGGGUGAUUUCCACCAUCUUGGUUUCUUGUUCAUGAUGUGAGGCCUGUAUGGUCUUCCCUAUUUUGCCCAUUGACUCAGGCAUCCAAGUUAGAUAUAUUUCUGGGGACGAGAUAAGAGGCUGAGUGUAAGAUGAAGCCAUGGCAAAAAUGGAGAGAAAAGUAAAGGGUAGAGGAAUAAGCACUUCUUCACACCAUUCUUAAGUUUAAAGCAGGAAUAGGGAACGAGAUGUUGCUAGACUCCAUUAUCCUUAACCGUUGGUCAUCCUCCAGAGCUAGACAAGGUGAGAUCUCUUCCUAUGGCAGCAGGAUCCACCAGGGCAGCAGAUCUAGACUUGUCACAUGUCAGGAAAAUUCCUGACAUGUCCUGGUUUGCAGGUGUAAAAAUGGCGUGGGGGGGGGGAUUUUGCCAAAUCGUCAAAAUGUCAGAGAAAACCAGGAUGGAAAAAGCAGCGAAACAGCUCAAAAAGCUUAAAAUCACUAUUAUUGGGUUAGGUUUCCUCAAAAAAGCUCAACAAUUUUGGGGUCUUCCUAAAGAAAGCUCACAACUUUGCGGGUGUCAGGAAUUUUAAGCGGAUCCCAAUGUCAAUACUUCUUUCCGCCCCUUGUUCCCGAAGUAGAUCUUCCCUCCCCCCUUCUUCCUUGGCAGGGAGGGGGGGUGCCAUUUUGGAGUCAGCUUCAGGUGUCAACACAUCUUGGGCCAGCCCUGCCAUCCUUGCUGCAGAGGCUGAUGGGAGAUGGAGUCCAGAAGUAUCCAGAAGCCACCACAUACCACACAUGGCUAUUCUAGAGGCUUGGUGGUAGUUAUCAGGUGAUCCCACUUCUCUUCUGGAUUCGACAAAACCUGCCCACACACUCACAGGCACCUGCACUCCAUUAUCAUCCCCUGUGGUAGAAUUCAAUCCCAGGUUCCUGAAUUGAGCUCUGGGGUUCUUAACAGGUAGUUGGUUGGGGUGGGGGACUUCAUGGUUGGUGGAUGAUCCAGCCAAACUGGACAGGGUUCUGGGCUCUUGGGCUCUUCACACCUUCUCCAGCUCUGAAUUCAGGUUGACCCCUGUUGCUUUCUGCCGUAGAUGUGAAUUGUUAUCUCCACUGAAAAGCUUCAUGCUCUCUUUGACCUCUGGUGAAAUUCUUAUGGAUCAGCUAUUGACAAGAGUUUCAGCACCACUAUAAUCCCAGGCUAACUGCUCCCAUCACAGAUGGACUGUGAAGUAGGAACAUAACUUUAGAACAAAUCAAACUAUUUGAUUCCAUCAGUAUUGUCUACUCUGACCGAACCUCUCUCCAUCUCAGUCCUCUUUCUCUCUCCAUGGCAAUCAAGAUUGUUUGUAAACUCUGCAUC
Messenger RNA from Podarcis lilfordi (Lilford's wall lizard), 26690 nucleotides. The record is from the annotation of a GenBank genome assembly. NCBI's taxonomy places the organism in Eukaryota, Metazoa, Chordata, Lepidosauria, Squamata, Lacertidae.